AUGGUGUUGGUAUUGGCUCUUGGGGAUCUACACAUACCCCAUAGAGCACCUGAUCUUCCUGCAAAGUUCAAGUCCAUGCUUGUUCCUGGCAAGAUCCAGCACAUCAUUUGCACUGGCAAUCUUUCUAUCAAAGAAGUUCAUGACUACUUGAAGACUCUUUGCCCCGAUUUACAUAUUACUCGAGGUGAAUAUGAUGAAGAUACUCGAUAUCCCGAGACCAAAACAUUAACUAUUGGGCAAUUCAAGUUGGGACUAUGCCAUGGUCAUCAGGUUGUUCCAUGGGGGGAUUUAGACUCACUAGCAAUGCUCCAGAGGCAGCUGGAUGUAGACAUACUUGUGACCGGUCAUACCCAUCAAUUCACAGCUUACAAACACGAGGGAGGUGUUGUUAUAAACCCAGGGUCUGCUACUGGUGCCUAUAGCAGCAUUACCUAUGAUGUGAACCCAAGCUUUGUCCUCAUGGACAUUGAUGGCCUACGUGUUGUUGUGUAUGUUUACGAGCUCAUUGAUGGUGAGGUUAAAGUGGACAAGAUUGAUUUUAAGAAGACGACUGCCACAACUCAUUCUGCUCAUUGA
Dovyalis caffra is the source of this 576-nucleotide messenger RNA. The record is from the annotation of a GenBank genome assembly. NCBI's taxonomy places the organism in Eukaryota, Viridiplantae, Streptophyta, Magnoliopsida, Malpighiales, Salicaceae.